AUGCAGCUGGAAUGCCUCAAGCUUCCUGCUAUUUUCUUCUGCUUUACAAUCAUGGUAGUCAUUUGCAUUUGUACUUUCGGAUGGUGCUCAUCCGAUCUUUAUGGCCGGGCUACGCUUACCGGACUAGUAAUCAUCUCUUUUUCAUCGCAAAGAGCCAACGUCUUCAUGCCGUCUGAGCGCAACAGCAAAUGCAUGCCUCCAGAAAGGUAG
Molecule: messenger RNA, 210 nt
Organism: Protopolystoma xenopodis
Lineage: Eukaryota; Metazoa; Platyhelminthes; Monogenea; Polystomatidea; Polystomatidae
Source: the annotation of a GenBank genome assembly